Molecule: messenger RNA, 810 nt
Organism: Amaranthus tricolor (Joseph's coat)
Lineage: Eukaryota; Viridiplantae; Streptophyta; Magnoliopsida; Caryophyllales; Amaranthaceae
Exons: 3
Coding region: 1-810 (269 amino acids)
Source: RefSeq, a predicted model, not a curated record
AUGGGAAGAACAAAGGCAGUCGAGCCAGAUAACUUUCUGGUUGAGGUGUGGAGGGGUUUAGGAGAAGAGGGCAUUCGUUGGCUGACAAACCUCUUUAAUACAAUUUUGAGGACACAUAGGAUGCCAGAAGAAUGGAGGAACAACACACUAAUACCUCUAUUUAAAAACAAAGGCGAUGCGCAAACGGUACCGUGGUGCAUACUUUUCACUGACGACAUAGUGAUGGUAGCAGAAACUAGAGAAGAGGUUAGUAAUAAAUUGGAUGAGUGGGGGGAAGCUUUAGAAGUUAAAGGGUUGCGCAUUAGUCAUACGAAGACUGAGUAUUUGCGAUGUGACUUUAGUGGGACAGCACCGGUAAGUGAACAAGAGGUGUCCAGAGGAGAAGCAGUUGUUAAAUAUACAACCAAGUACAAGUAUUUGGGAUCGAUCAUUCAAAGGGAUGGAGAGAUUGAUGGAGAUGUAAACCAUCGCAUACAAGCAGGUUGGAUCAAGUGGCGUGCAGCCACUGCGGUGUUAUGUGAUAAGAAAUUUCCAAGCAAGUUAAAAGGAAAAUUCUACCGGACGACAAUCAGACCUACUCUGCUAUAUGGGACUGAAUGUUGGCCUGUUAAGAAGAUUUUUGAACAUAAGAUGGAAGUCACAGAAAUGCGUAUGUUGAGGUGGAUGUGUGGGCACACAUUGAUGGAUCGAAUUAGGAACCGAGAGUUUAGAGACAAAUUAGGGGUAGCCCCUAUUUCUGCUUUGAAAGUUCUAACAAAAGUUAAUUACUCUCUUGAAGGAACACAAGUGAAAGAGAAAGAGCAAGAAUGA